Molecule: messenger RNA, 639 nt
Organism: Histoplasma capsulatum G186AR
Lineage: Eukaryota; Fungi; Ascomycota; Eurotiomycetes; Onygenales; Ajellomycetaceae
Exons: 3
Coding region: 1-639 (212 amino acids)
Source: RefSeq, a predicted model, not a curated record
AUGAUCCCCGCAAAACUGCAGAUCACGUUGGCCAUGGCAGCCCUUGGUCUUUUCGGCCUUACCCAGGCUCAAAAGAGCAUUGUAACCGAACUGGACUUUCCUGGGCCAUCUAGUCAACGGCAGUUGGUGGCUUCUGUAGUCAAAGUGGAUCCAACGGCGACGGUAUUUGACCUGAAGUGUGCUCCGGGGUCCGACAAAACCAAAUGCAGCAUUGACGGGGAUAUAAGCUACACCAAAAUGCCGCCAAGCCUAGCAAUGCGCUACGAUGGGGAGGGUGACAAUGGACCCGUAAGAUACUCAAUGGAGUGCAAAAUCGAAGCCGCAUCAGCCGACUGCACCAAUCUCGUGCUAGUUUCUGAAACAGGCAAAGGCAUGGUCACCAAAUUAUCAUCAUCUACCCAUAUCCCCACCGCCAAAUAUAUUGUUCCUUUGAAAGUCACAAUUACAGCCGGCCUGGAGAAGCUCAAAGGCGCUACCGCGACUCCAGCACCCACCGGCGGUGCGAGUGUUUCGCCGACUGGGACCAAUGCACCCACCACUGACAGCAGCAGCGCUUUGGCAAUGCCGUUAGCCACACAUGCGGCCAACUGGGGCGCUAUCGGUGGUGCGGCCGUGGCGGUUGCGGCUUUUGUUUUGUGA